Molecule: messenger RNA, 1464 nt
Organism: Amaranthus tricolor (Joseph's coat)
Lineage: Eukaryota; Viridiplantae; Streptophyta; Magnoliopsida; Caryophyllales; Amaranthaceae
Product: cytochrome P450 736A117-like
Exons: 2
Coding region: 1-1464 (487 amino acids)
Molecular function (GO): heme binding; oxidoreductase activity, acting on paired donors, with incorporation or reduction of molecular oxygen; monooxygenase activity
Source: RefSeq, a predicted model, not a curated record
AUGAAAACAAAAAAGAGAAGUAAUGGAAAGAAAACGGCGUCGCCACCAUCACCACCAAAGCUCCCAAUCAUUGGUAACUUACACCAGCUUGGAGUUUUACCACAUCGUACACUUCAAGCUUUGUCCCAGCUUUAUGGAAACGGCCUAAUGUUGCUCCAUUUCGGCUGUCAGCCAACCCUGGUCGUAUCAUCUGCAUAUUAUGCCCAACAAGUCAUGAAAAAUAAUGACAUUCCGUUUUCUAAUAGGCCUAAUUCUCAUAUUGUUAAUAAAUUUUUUUACAAUGCUACUGAUAUGUCUUUUUCUCCUUAUGGGGAUUAUUGGAGGCAAAUUAGAAGUAUUUGUGUGUCUCAGCUUUUGAGUACGAAAAAGGUUCAAUCUUUACGGGUUAUAAAAGAAGAAGAGACAUCUUUAAUGGUUGAAAAAAUUAAGAAAUCUGAUGGUUCGAUAUUUAAUUUGAGGGAGAUUAUAAUGCUUUUUACGAAUGAUUUAAUUUGUAGGGCGUCUUUUGGUAAGAAGUAUAGUGAAAAUAAUGAGGGGGGUAGUAAUUUUAAGAAGCUAUUGAAUGAUGCUAUGAAGUUGCUUGGGAAUAAUAGCUUUAAAGAUGUAAUCCCUUGGCUUGGUUGGAUGGAUCGACUCAAGGGUUUAGAUGGUGAAAUGGAUAGAGUUUUUAAAGGAUUGGAUCAUAUUCUUGAAAAUGUUGUACAAGAAAAUCAAAUUAAAAUGAAUAAUAAACAAAAUAAUAACAUCCAUACUAAAGAAGAUCAUGGGACCAUGAACUUUGUGGAGAUUUUGUUACAAGCUCAAAAGGAAAAUAAAGUAGCACUUCAACCUCAUAGUAUCAAAGCUGUUAUAAUGGAUAUGUUUGUUGGUGGAACUGACACAAUUUAUACACUAAUAGAAUGGGUAAUGAUUGAACUAAUUAGACAUCCCAAAAUUAUGAAACAAGUGCAAGAAGAGGUUAGAAAAAUAGUCGUCGCAGGCAAUGGUAAAAAGGUUUGCGAGGAUGAUUUGGAGAAAUUAACAUAUUUAAAAGCAGCGGUGAAGGAAACACUCAGGUUGCACCCUCCUUUUCCCUUGAUUCCUCGAAAGUUAUCAAAGGACGUUAAUAUAAAUGGUUAUGACAUAGAAGCAGGAACACACGCAAUCAUCAACGUAUGGGCAAUUCAUAGAGAUCCUCUUUAUUGGACUGAACCCGAAGAAUUUCGUCCGCAGAGGUUCUUAAAUAACACACAUGAUUUUAAGGGUCAAAAUUUUAACUAUAUUCCAUUUGGAGCGGGGAGAAAGAUUUGCCCUGCGAUAUCAUUUGGUGUUGUAAAAGCAGAGCUUGCGAUUGCUACUCUUGUUCACGACUUUGAUUGGCAAUUACCCAAUGGAAGUGCGAUAGACAUGACUGAAAUUGCUGGUCUUGCUGUACAAACACGAGAUCCUCCUAUGCUUAUUGCAACUCCCUUUGUUAGCAAAUGA